AUGCCAGAUAGGGCAUUGGAGAUGGAUGGCCUGAGCCAGCGGCUCAUUGAGGAGGAUAAGCUUAUCAUUAAAUAUAGAAACCUAAUUCUUCAAAUGAACCCAAACAUAAUCCUGUUGCAGGUUGAAGGGGGGGACUUGGUGGGGCUCCAAUCCCAGGUGUAAGGCAGAAGAGGGCAUUUCCCAGGGGCCAGCAGAUGACAGCAGCAUGCCUCAGGCUCAGCUGGAGCCCAGCCUGGGUUUCAGCACCACUACAGUGGAGAGGCAGGGUGAAGACACUGACUCCCUCAGUCCAACCCUCACCAGUCCUUACGUCCAGCAGGAGGUGGAUGAACGACUGACUGAUAUUAUAUUAUAGAGUAACUGGAAUUGAGGAAGCAAAUGUGAAUAUCCCUUAUUCUACUGUGAUGUCUUUGCAGAGUCUGUUUGGAGGAUUUGAACAAGCGUCCCAUCUUGCUCCUGGCGGGAAUCCGAUGAUGUCAUUUGUCCUGGCAACUGCUGAUAGACAAGCCAUGGGGGGUUGGCAAGGCCCUUGUCUGUCCCAUAAUGAAUUCUCGGGCAAUGGGCACACUGCAGAGUAG
Messenger RNA from Coregonus sp. 'balchen', 578 nucleotides. NCBI's taxonomy places the organism in Eukaryota, Metazoa, Chordata, Actinopteri, Salmoniformes, Salmonidae. The record is from the annotation of a GenBank genome assembly.